Messenger RNA from Fragaria vesca subsp. vesca, 921 nucleotides. RefSeq names its product wall-associated receptor kinase-like 22-like. The transcript has a single exon. Gene Ontology annotation, biological process: cell surface receptor signaling pathway; protein phosphorylation. Bases 1 to 921 code for a protein of 306 amino acids. The record is from RefSeq and is a predicted model, not a curated record. Lineage: Eukaryota; Viridiplantae; Streptophyta; Magnoliopsida; Rosales; Rosaceae. Gene Ontology annotation, molecular function: ATP binding; protein serine/threonine kinase activity. Gene Ontology annotation, cellular component: plasma membrane.
AUGGACAUAGAGCUGGUGGCACAAAAUUUUUUAACAGCCGAGGAGCUUGAGAUGGCUACCGAGUACAAUCAAGGACCAGGAGCCAGCUCAAGUACUAAUGGAACAGUUUACAGUAAACUUUCACUUGCAGACAGUGUAAGGGAGAUGGUUUUUGUAAAAGAAAAGGUACAAGUGGAGGAGGGCCGAAUCGAGCGUUUUAUAAAUGAGAUCAUCUCUUUUGCCCAAGUGAAUCAUCAAAAUGUGAUCAAGUUGUUCGGAUGCUGUUUAGAGACUGAAGCUCCCAUUUUGGUUUAUGAAUUCGUCUCUAAUGGGAGCCUUUACGAUUACAUUCAUGACCGGAGAAAUGGGGAAAAUUCAGUGCCUUAUUGGGAUAUCCUUAUGGAGAUAACAGCAGAAUCUGCAGCAGGUCUUUCUUAUCUGCAUUCCUUAUCAAUCAUCCAUGGAAAUGUCAAGUCUUCCAAUAUAUUGAUGACUGAUUGUUUGGCCAAAGUCGCUGGUUUCGGACCUCUAAGGUUAAUCCCUAGUAAUGAGUCCCAGACAAGUACAUUGUUUCAAAGGACACUGGGUUAUCUGGACCCGGAGUAUCUUAUUACAGGCCAGUUGACAGAGAAGAGUGAUGUCUACAGCUUUGGAGUCGUUUUAGUAGAAAUAUUAACUGGGGAGAAGCCAAUAGACUACUAUAGACCAGAAAGUCAGAGAAUCAUAACUUCUCAUUUUCUUUUGUCCAUGGAAUCACAAAAUGGCCUUCUUCAGAUUCAUGCUCCACAAGUUAAGGAGGAUAACAAAGAACAAGUCACAGCAGUCGCAGAACUUGCAAAAAGAUGCCUCAAGUUGAGCAGUGCAGAAAGACCAACAAUGGAAGAAGUGGCCGGAGAGUUAAAGACGAUGUCGGACACGUAUAUUACAGUUCAUGUCAGUUGA